AUGAACAUCUCUCAGCCUGUAUCGUCCGCCAUCGAUAGCGUUGAUUUUACCUUUCUCUCCGCUUCUGAAAUCCUUUCGCUCUCUGUCGCAAGAAUCGAAAACCCGGAGACUUUUGAUACUCUGUUGCAUCCAGUGCCGCAGGGUCUCUGCUCAACAUGUAAGCUCAAAGAUAAAGCGUGCCCGGGGCAUGUUGGCCACAUUGAGUUGCCAGUGCCUGUCUAUCAUCCGACAUUUAUGACACAAAUGCUUCGGCUGUUACGAGCGAAGUGCCGGUAUUGUCAUUAUUUGAGGCUUUCUCGAAAGGAAGUUAACCGUUACUUGUGCAAACUGCGAUUGAUCCAGUACGGACUACUGAAUGCGGCAGAGGAGGUUGACAACAUCGAAGUCUCUAAUACGGAGGAUGCCGAUGGAAGUGGGGGUGAAGAUGGGCAGGCCUCGUCGGUUGAAAAGCUCAUUCGACUAAGAAAUGCUCAUGUCAAGAGGAAUAUAAAGGUGGCUAAGCAGAAUCAGUGGGACUGGCAGAGGGAGAAGAACGAAGCUGUUGCAGAAGCGAGACGGGUCACAAUCAAGGAGUUCUUGAAAACCAUCACGACAGGAAAGACGUGUAGCAAUUGCAAGGGUAUAUCGCCAACUUACAGAAAAGAUCGAUUCGUAAAAAUCUUUCGAAAAGAUUUAAGCCCGAAAGAAAAGGCAAAGAUGUCACUGGCAAACAUUCAAGCAAAAAACGCUGUCACCACUCUGAGGGAGAGAGAAAAGCGUAAGGCCGAUGGAGACUUUGACGAAGGCAUUGCUGAUAUCGACUUGUCAUCAAAUGAGUCCAACGAAGACGAGGAAGGCGACGGGGAAGACCUUGAUGUUGACGGGGACGUAGUAAUGGGCGAUACCGCGACGAAGACAGCAAGAAGCUCAAAAUCCAAGGUAGCCGCAACCCCGCAGAUCUACUGCAACCCCAUGGAGGUGAAGGCGGAGUUGAUUUUAUUAUUCGAGAACGAGCAGGAAAUACUUUCGCUUGUGUACAAUUCAAGGUCGACUGUGAAAAAGGCGGCGGUGGUUUCACCAGAUAUGUUCUUCAUGCAAACACUUUUGGUGCCUCCGAACAAGUUUCGUCCCGAGGCGAAGACAGGAGCUGGAGAAAUUACAGAAAACCCUCAGAACACGUUGUAUAAAUCGAUCUUGAGGGGCUGUCUUCUAGUGUCUCAGAUCUAUGAUGAAGUCAAUGGGCUUACAGAGGAGACGCCCUAUCGGAUCAGAGAUUUCGGUGAUCUACAAGAGUCGUGGGCUGGGCUCCAGGACGCUGUCAACUCUUUGAUAGACCGAGAUCGCAAUCCAAUCCAGGGUGCGGCUGGCAAAAAGAACGAGGACGGGAUAAAGCAGAAGCUGGAGAAGAAGGAGGGUCUCUUCAGAAAGAACAUGAUGGGCAAGCGUGUCAACUUUGCUGCACGCAGUGUCAUUUCCCCGGAUCCAAAUAUCGAGACCAACGAGAUUGGCGUACCGCCGGUGUUUGCAAAGAAGUUGACCUACCCCGAACCUGUCACCAGCCAUAACUUCAAAGAAUUGCAACAAGCUGUGAUAAACGGACCAGAUAUAUGGCCUGGUGCUCAGGCAAUAGAAAACGAACACGGUCAAGUCAUAAGCUUGACAAUAAAAACGCCAGACGAGAGGUUAGCUCUUGCUAAUCAACUUCUAGCGCCGUCAAACAACAGGGCCAACGGGUCUCGAAACAAGAAAGUGCAUCGCCAUCUGACCAACGGUGAUGUUGUUUUGAUGAAUCGCCAGCCCACUUUGCACAAGCCUUCUAUGAUGGGUCAUCGUGCUAGAGUCCUCACAGGCGAGAAGACUAUUCGCAUGCACUAUGCCAACUGCAACACUUACAAUGCAGAUUUUGAUGGAGAUGAGAUGAACAUGCACUUUCCACAGAAUGAAGUUGCUAGGGCUGAGGUAUUGCAGAUUGCGGAUACUGACCACCAAUAUCUUGCGGGAACUUUCGGAAAGCCGCUGCGUGGUCUCAUCCAAGAUCAUAUCUCUGUCUCUGUUUGGAUGUGUAGUAGAGACACGUUUUUCGAUCGAGCGACGUAUCAACAAUUGAUAUAUAACAGCUUGCGGCCGGAGAGUGGUCACAUUGUUGGUGAUAGAAUAGAGACCGUGACUCCAGCCAUUAUUAAACCGAAACCAUUAUGGACGGGAAAGCAGGUUAUUACGACUAUACUCAGGAACAUUAAGCCUGUUGAUUGCGCACCACUAGGCUUGAAUAGCAAGCCAUCAGUUCCCGGUGAUCGCUGGGGCUCGGAUUCGAACGAGGAUCGAGUGCUUUUUAAAGGUGGCGAAUUUAUCACUGGCAUCUUGGAUAAAGCUCAAAUUGGACCUAGUGGUGGAGGAUUCAUCCAUGCCAUUCAUGAGGUCUAUGGCCCUACCGCUGCCGGCAAGACUCUCAGUAUACUCGGUCGCUUACUUACUAAAUUCCUGCAUAUGAGAGCCUUUACUUGCGGCAUGGAUGAUUUACGGUUGACUCCUCGGGGCGAACAAGCCCGGAGAGACACGCUAAAAGAAGCACAUCGCCUUGGUCUCGAGGUUGCAUCAAAAUAUGUCAGUUUGCAGGACCAGAAACCCACCGAUACCGACGCUGAGUUGAUGGAGCGGAUGGAGGACGUUCUGAGGGACGACAGCAAGCAAGGCGGUCUCGAUGUGAUGAUGAAUGCAAGGUCGGGAAAUCUGUCUUCACAGAUUACCAAAGCCUGCCUGCCGGAUGGAUUGGUCAAACAGUUUCCAAAGAACCAGAUGCAGAAUAUGACAGUUUCCGGAGCAAAAGGAAGCGCGGUGAACGCAAACCUGAUUUCUUGCAAUCUUGGUCAGCAAGUUUUGGAAGGUCGUCGUGUGCCCGUCAUGGUCAGUGGGAAGUCGCUGCCUUGCUUCAGGCCUUACGAAACUAAUAUCCGUGCCGGUGGUUACAUCGUGAAUCGUUUCUUGUCCGGUAUCAGACCCCAAGAAUACUAUUUCCAUGCCAUGGCUGGAAGAGAGGGGUUGAUCGAUACUGCUGUCAAGACAUCCAGAUCUGGAUAUCUGCAAAGAUGUCUCAUAAAAGGCAUGGAAGGACUCAAAGUUGAGUACGAUACCUCUGUUAGGGAUUCUGAUGGCUCCAUGGUGCAAUUUCUCUAUGGAGAAGACGGUCUCGACGUGACGAAACAGGUACAUCUUCAGGAUUUCAAGUUCUUACUCGAAAACAUUACAUCCGAACUUUCGCAACUAAACUAUGGUGAUCCGAAUUACGAGCAGAUUUUCAGUGAAAAGGAAAUCAUACUCAAAAAGAUGAAAAAGGCUUUGAAGUACUCGAAGGCAAACGAUCCCAACGGACCAGAUCCUGUACUAUCCUCUUUCAAUCCUGGCAAGUACGGCUAUGCAACUUCGGAGAAAUUCUACGACGCCCUUACGAAUUAUCUUAAAGCCAACCCGGAUGGAAUGGUGAAAGACAAAGAGCAUCCCGAUGGUGUAGGCGUUCGUAAGGCGUUGGAACCGGUUUUAAUGGCUAAGUAUUUGAAGUCCGUCGUCGAUCCAGGUGAGGCCGUGGGAAUUGUCGCUGGGCAGUCUGUUGGUGAACCCUCAACGCAGAUGACACUUAACACAUUCCAUUUAGCAGGUCACUCCACCAAAAAUGUCACCUUGGGUAUUCCCCGCUUAAGAGAAAUCGUCAUGACAGCCAGUAAUCACAUCUCAACUCCCUCAAUGACCCUUCGUGUCAAUGACGAAUUGUCAGCAGAGGAUGGCGAGAAAUUCGCGAAGGGUAUAAGUGUCUUGUCGCUUGGUGAAGUCUUGGAUGAGGCCACAGUUAAGGAGCGGGUGGGGCGAGGUGUUGCCUUUUCUGAGGCCAGGAUAUACGAAGUUCAGGUCAAACUCUUCCCUAGUAAAGAGUAUAUUGAUACGUAUGCAAUUACAGUUGCUGAUGUCUUACACACACUGGAGAAGAAGUUUGCGCCAAAACUACAAGCCCUCACUCGUAGAGCUCUAGGAAGAAAAAAGGAGGAAAAGUCUUCGAAGUCCACCAAAGGCGGAGUGCCAGAGAUUGGGAAGUCUGUUGGUGCAAUCGAGGACCCUGCGGCGGCAACCCGUAGAGGGUCCGAGGAUCCACAAGCAGAAGAUGAGGAUGAUGAUAUCGAGGAAGACGACGCAAAGCAGGUCAACGCAAAUGCGCUUGUGAGCUAUGCAGAGAAUGAUGAGGAGGACGAUCAAGUGCAAGCUCAAAUGCAAAAGGAUUCAGAGCAAGAUGAUGCUGACGUCCCAGACAUGGAGGACGAGGGAAUUGGAGGGAGCCCCCGGGAACCUGACAGCGAUGGUGAAGGGCAGCAGAAGGUCGACCGUCAAGAACAACGUGCUACAGAAGCUUCGGCGGAGCGAGAAGCUCGCGUGAUGAAAAACUGUUCAGAUGUUGUCCGUUUCCGCUUUGACGAGGAAGCUGGGGAGUGGUGUGAUAUCACUCUCGAGUAUGCUGCUGAUGUUCCUAAGAUUUUGAUGAUGACAGUCGUCGAAGAUGCUCUGCGACAAUGCCUCAUUCAGCAGAUUCCAGGACUUGGUGCCUGCAACUACAUCCCCAACCAAGACUCCUCAAAGUAUGGCAACAAAAUCCACUUGCCUGUCGUCCAAACGGUUGGGGUCAAUCUUAAGGCAAUGCAGACUUAUCCUCACAUCAUAAACCCAAAUACCAUUUCCACGAAUGACAUUGCGGCAAUGCUUGCGAACUACGGCGUCGAGGCCUGCCGCGCGACCAUAAUUCAGGAGCUCGCGGGCGUCUUCGGCGGUCACGCCAUCAGUGUCGACAACAGACAUCUAAACUUAAUCGCCGAUUUCAUGACUAGGGGAGGAGGUUUCAGUCCGUUCAACCGCAACGGGCUUAGAGGGAGUGUCAGUCCGUUCAUGAAAAUGAGUUUCGAAACAACGGUUGGCUUCCUUGCGGACGCCGUCGCAGAUGGAGACUUCGAUGAUUUGAGCAAUCCAAGUUCAAGAAUUGUAGUUGGGCGAAUGAGUAAAGUUGGGACUGGCGCUUUUGAUGUCCUGACGAAGGUACCUACCGUGAGAAGUGACGAGGAGAGUUGA
Messenger RNA from Glarea lozoyensis ATCC 20868, 5082 nucleotides. RefSeq names its product beta and beta-prime subunits of DNA dependent RNA-polymerase. Lineage: Eukaryota; Fungi; Ascomycota; Leotiomycetes; Helotiales; Helotiaceae. Gene Ontology annotation, molecular function: DNA binding; DNA-directed RNA polymerase activity. Gene Ontology annotation, biological process: DNA-templated transcription. The transcript is spliced from 2 exons. The record is from RefSeq and is a predicted model, not a curated record. Gene Ontology annotation, cellular component: RNA polymerase I complex. Bases 1 to 5082 code for a protein of 1693 amino acids.